This is a messenger RNA of Kazachstania africana CBS 2517, 1803 nucleotides long. RefSeq names its product peroxisome biogenesis protein (gene PEX31). Gene Ontology annotation, cellular component: peroxisomal membrane. The transcript has a single exon. The record is from RefSeq and is a predicted model, not a curated record. Gene Ontology annotation, biological process: peroxisome organization. NCBI's taxonomy places the organism in Eukaryota, Fungi, Ascomycota, Saccharomycetes, Saccharomycetales, Saccharomycetaceae. Bases 1 to 1803 code for a protein of 600 amino acids.
AUGAAUGAAGAUAUCAAAACUUCUGAGAAAAAGAUACAUGAAUCAUCCGCAAAGGAAACUGAUGAAGUUACCAAUUCACAGUUUGUUAGAUUUGGGACUCAUAUUGAGAAUUCUAGUAAGAAGAGGGGGACGAGAAGUGCUUUGAAGAAGAGUCGGAAAAUGAAACACUCCCGAUCUAAUAGUGUUGAGUCAGAUAACGAUCUUGACACAAUGAUUGUAUCAUCCCCAUUAUUGACAUCAACGCCACCUACAAUUGCAAGAAGCCUCGCUAAACUAUACCCAUACCUAAUAGUGACGGAUAAAGCUCUCAGCCUGAUUACUUGGACCAAUGACGAAGCCUGGCCAAGCGUAGUACUAGUUUUCAUAUAUGUCUUAACGAUACUUCACUAUGAAACUUUUACGAAAUAUUUUGGCCAUCUGAUAGUCAUAGAGUCAUUGUGGCUUUACUCUCUUCUAGAUAAAUACGUUACAGAGCAGGUUUCUGCGUAUCCAACGCUAGAUGACAUUGUUCAUGUAAUGAACAGGGUAUCGUUAAAAGCAGAUAUGAUGCUGUCUCCUAUAAAUAUUUUAACUACCCAGGACAUCAGAAGAAUUUUAUUUACUAAUACUUUUUUUUCUUCCAAUUACAUCAUAAUAUCAUUCUUCAUAAUACCGCCGAUCAAAUUAUUACUCAUAUCAGGAGUUUUUGCUCUGACGUAUCAUUCGCCAUGGGCGAAACAUAUGAGAAGAAUUCUUUGGAGAUUCAGAGCAGUUCGACUUUUCAUCUUCUAUCUUACCGGGCUGGAUCUAGACGGCGUGAAUAAACAUCAAAGAAUAUUUUAUAACGUGGCCAAACAACUGCAAAAUAUGCCUACAAAAGGUAAUGGUAGUAAUACUGGGCUAAACAAAGUCAGAUUCACAUAUGUUUUGUAUGAAAAUCAGCGUAGAUGGUUGGGGAUAGGCUGGACAUCUACUUUAAUGGCUUACGAGAGAGCCCCAUGGACCGAUGAAUUUUUAAAUACUGUUCCAGAACCUGGCCUAUUUAAACUUCCUGAAGAUGAUUCAAAUAUGAGGUGGAGGUGGGUGGAUAAAACUUGGCGUCUUGAUAUGACUAAUGCGGGUGCUAUUCAAUUAUCUAGUUCGAAGGCAAAAACAACGGCAUCGCCAGAUGCAAAUGCAGCAUUUAUUUAUUUCGAUAAUACAUGGAAAAAGCCAACUACUGAGGAUACGUACACCAAAUACACCAGAAGGAGAAGGUGGAUACGAACAGCCGAAUUAAUAUGUCCAUCAGGUACUGUGCAGUCUGCUGAAUCUACGAGUUCUGUUACUUCAGUCAUAAGUAAGGAGCCCGGAGGUAAGAACUCGACAGAUGAUAGAGAAGGGGAUACGGUUCUGUUUGAAGAUAUGAGUGAUAAAAAAGAUAGAACAGAUAUUUCCUCCUUAUCCGGUGGUAAUAGGAAGAGAAAAGUUUCAUUCAGUAAUGUGAAGAACAUUCGUAUUAUCCCCUCUACUAACGAUGAAGAUGAACGAUAUGAAAAAGAAAAUAUACAAGAUGAAUCUGAGCCUUUUAAUGAAUUUAUUACACCAACUAGUGAAGAAAGUGGAACUAUUCAUGAGAGUAUAAGCAAAACUGAGGGUAGAACUUUAGAAGCGGCGAAAGAAAACUUACCAGAUGCACCUUUUGAGAAGGACGCCAAAAAGACCAAUGGCAAGGACAACGAAACUUUAAUAGAAAUGGCUGCUUCAAAAAAUGACAAUUUUAAAAAAGAUAAAACAAUUAUAGAAGUAAACGAUUACAAUAACAUUGAUAUCAAUAUGCAGUAA